This is a messenger RNA of Schistocerca cancellata (South American locust), 1453 nucleotides long. RefSeq lists its product as uncharacterized. The record is from RefSeq and is a predicted model, not a curated record. The transcript is spliced from 2 exons. The coding region runs from base 975 to 1289 and encodes 104 amino acids. Lineage: Eukaryota; Metazoa; Arthropoda; Insecta; Orthoptera; Acrididae.
UGCUCAGAGCCAUUUGAACCAUUUUUCAAGAUUCUUCCGUUUUACGAAGACAUCUCUGUCACAGAAAUAAUUGUGUUAUUGUAAAAGAUACUUACGCCACUAGUGCACAUCACUUUUUCUGUACCAUAUGAAAUUUUCUUACAAGUUGUGUGUUUUCAGGCAAUGUACCAGUUUUUAGCUGCAAGAAAAUUUCCUUGUCUUGGAUCUGUGUCUCUCCAGCACGUACAUCCUGCAUGUGUUGUUCGCCAUUUAAUUUAUUUACCGAUCUAAUCUCCUCCAUUUGUUAGGUAACCCAGGAAACCUUUACACUGAUUCUUAAUCUCUCUCCUCAGCGUCCUUCCAUUUUUUCUUAUAUCGCAGUCCACGAUUUCGUGGAAAAGCGUUCGUCAUAUCUCGUUUUUACUGUGACUCCUGUGUUAACUUUGCUGCAGUACCAAGAAGUUGUGUAACUAUGCAAGAGGAGAGCGCCGAACAGAGGAGCGUAUUCACUGCGUUGUGCGUCAUGGGACUUCUGGAGCUGUGGCUCAUUUACACGGAGCUUGUUUUCCACAGUCGAUGAACUCCAAUGAGGGUCAUCAGCAGAGGCAGCGAUAAGUGUGCCGCGUCUGUUGCUCGGACUCCACUCGGCACUGCAGUACGUUUUCGGAAGUCACCGCAAUCCCUAGAUAAAGCAUGCUCGCUCGUCGAACGGGGACCUAUGCGCUCUGCGUGGUGCUGUUGAGUUUCCUGACGCUGUCAUUGGCCGCCCACCUCCGCCAGUCGUCCACAGUUGUCGUCUGGGACCGCGAGGAGUCCGGGCUGGGUGACGCGCCUUCGAACGACGCAGAGUCUAGCAGCAGCAAGACUGCGCUGACCGACCUGGUCAGCAGGUCGUUCAUAGACAUGCCGGGCAUCAAGACGUGCCCGCCCGGUCAGCAGAUGGACUGGAUAGGCAAGUGCAGGACGGCGAUUCGAUCCUCCAGAGUGUGGGCGACAUGAGCUGCAGUCGUGGGCGUAUCCCCGCGUCGGCGUUGGCGCUGCUGCUGCUGGUGCUGGUGGCCACGACGGUGCUGCCGCCACCGGCAGAGGCGGGCUUCUUCUUCGGCAGGCGGCAGCAGAGCCCGGCGCUCAGGUGGUGGCCGCAGCGUUCGCAGGUGGCCCCUGCCACCGCCACCACCACCGGCGCACCCCCGGCGUCCGACCAGCCCGGGGGUAAGGCCAUGCUGAACUCGAUGCCCAGCUUCAAGUCUUGCCCGUACGGCCAGCAGCGCGGCCACGACGGCAAAUGCCGGAGACAGAUCUUCGGAUAGUCCCACUGCACAAUCCACGUGCUCCCCCAUAUCCGUCUCUUAUCGUUUUGCGUCCUGAGCCACAAUCGCGUCUCUUCCGUUAUACUGUUAGUGAAGUGUCUUGCUCACUUUGUGUACAAACUUAUUUUUUACUCGCAAAUAAAUCGUGCUGUAUUGAAACGAAA